UGCGGGGUCAGCGGUGGCACCCUGUGCCGGGCCCAAGGCCCGGGCACCAAGUGCCCGGGAGGCUCGCAAAGUCGGGACGAAAAGCCUCCCCGAGUCACGACUCCGCGGCCUGCGCCACCCGUCAGGCCACCCAGCGGACGCGGCGGGACCCUGAUCUCCGCGGAACGCAGUUUCCCGCCAACGCGAGGGCAGGGCCGCCAGCCGCCGCGAGGGGGCGCUGCGAGAGGCGCGGCGCCGGCGGGCCCAUGGCGUCCCCGGGUGGUGGCUCCCUUGGCCUCUUGCUCUGGCUCCUGCUCUUCCAGCCGCGCCUUGGUGGGGCGCAGGGCGAGUCGGCGCCGUCCCCACCCUCCCCGUCCCCCUCGGGGGGCGGCCGCGAGGACCGCCGCGAGAGCGUGUCGAGGGUUGGGGGAUCUUCUGCGACCCCCGUGCCCCAAGAGGCUGCCGCUUCCCCACAGGUGGCAGCGGUCACCCCCGUUGACCCUGGUUCCUACAGGGCUGCGGCCAUUCCUCAGCCAGCAGCAAGGUCGCUGUUUCCUGCAGGAUGCGGCCACAGGUCUAUGAGGAUAGUUGGUGGAAUACCCGCCCCAGAGAGGAAGUGGCCCUGGCAGGUGAGCCUGCAGAUCAAGGAUAAACAUACGUGCGGAGGCUCCCUCAUUGCCAGCCGGUGGGUGCUGACCGCUGCCCACUGCAUAUUUGGCCACGUGGAGUACACCGUGAAGAUGGGAGACAUCCACGUGAACCAUACCUCCAGGAUGGCCAUCCAGGUGCCGGUCCGGGACAUCGUUAUUCACAAAUAUUACAAUCCUGUUGGAAGCAUUGAGAAUGACAUUGCCCUCAUCCUGCUGGAGUUCCCUGUGAAUUUUUCCUCGCACAUCCAGCCCGUGUGCCUCCCUGAAAAGAUGUUCAUGGUGGAAGCUGGUAUGGAGUGCUGGGUGACUGGAUGGGGAAAACGAAAAGAAACAGAUAAACCCGAAGAUGCUCCGGAACAACUUCAGGAGGCCAAGCUAAACAUUGUGCGUUACGAGGAGUGCAAUAGGGCACUCAAGGAACAGAUGGAAAGUGGUAGUGACCUAGUGAAAAAAGGGGCUGUCUGUGCUUACAGUUCCCGAGGAAAGGACACCUGCCAGGGAGAUUCUGGGGGCCCCAUGGCCUGUGAAUUUAAUGAAACAUGGGUCCAGGUGGGGAUUGUGAGCUGGGGCUUUGGCUGUGGUCGCAGAAAUUUUCCCGGAGUUUAUACAGAAGUUAGUUUCUACAAGGACUGGGUCAUUGAUCACUUGAGUCAGGCUUGCUGUUGGGACUCAGCAGACUUCUUCAUACUUCUGUGCGUGAUGCUGCCCCUGGGCAUCCUGGUGGCCCCGGAGGCAGCCGACCUGCCAGGUAGAGCCCGGUGCUUCCCUGAUGCCUUGGAGAGCCUCUACCAAAGAAGAGACCUCAUGAACAGUGAGACAGCAUUCGACCUGGCUGUGGUCUCAGGCUUUCACCUGAGAGUGAGCUUGGCGAUUGUGCAGACAGAGCCAGGCGGUGUCACCACGGCCCUGCUGAGAUGCCUUCCCGGGUUGCCUAGCCUUAAUGUUCCUUUCUUGUGCUUUCUGUAUCUUUUCAGACUCUCAAAUCAAUAUAAAUUGUCAGCCUUUCGAAUGCACCGAGCCCGGGGAGGGGACCAAGGGUGCGGUCAGAGGCUGGGUGACCAGGUGGCCUCACAGGUCCUGGGAAUUCGGGCGGGCCUUCACUACCCAGACUGGGGGGGACGCUGUCACCAGCUUAAAGCAAUUGGGAGUGUUUUCAUGGGCUUGGCCACCCGGGGGGCAAUCACAGAUCAGGGGCUCCGAGGUCAUUUUCGAGGAAGAGGCACGAGGUGUGCCAGCGCAGAUGCCGGAAACGCGCCCGUGGGCGUCGGGGAACGCUUGGCGCGUUGUCACGUGCUGGGGGCCCCAUCACGUGACCUGACCCCCGUCACGUGCUGGGGGCGCCCUCGUGCGUCAGGGGCGCCCUCACGUGUCGGACUCGCGGCGCCGCGUGCCUGGGCCUGCAGGUGGCACCUCCCGGGCCUCAUGGCCGCCUCGCCGCCACCCAGCUGCGCUGGAGCCUCGGGGCCCUGGGGCCUGAGCCGCCGCCUCCUCCUGCUGCUGCUGCUGCCGCUGCUGAACUCGGGUUAUAAAGAAAACAAUUCCAUACCAGUUUGUGGCAGACCCUGGUGGUCGGAAGAUUUGGACAUGACCCGACAUUGGCCCUGGGAGGUGAGCCUCCGGCUGGAAAAUGAACACAUAUGUGGAGGGGCCCUCAUUGAUCUCAGCUGGGUGGUGACUGCUGCCCACUGCAUCCAAGGCACCAAAGAGUACUCUGUGAUUCUCGGCACCCCCAAGCUGAAGCCCGUGGACUUCCCGAAGGGCGUCUCGAUCCCCGUGAAGGACAUCAUCAUGCACCCCAAGUACUGGGGCCGGACCUUCAUCAUGGGUGAUCUUGCCCUUCUCCAGCUUCAGACUCCCGCCAUCUUCGGCAAGUACGUGCAGCCCAUCUGCCUGCCAGAGGCCAGCUACAACCUGAAGGUUGGGACGCAGUGCUGGGUGACUGGCUGGGGCCAGGUGAAGCAGCGCUUCUCAGCCAACUCCACGCUGACCCCAGAGCUGCAGGAAGCCGAGGUGUUUAUCAUGGACACCAAGAGGUGCAACCGGAUUUACCGCAAGAAGUCCCUCAUCCCCCACCUUGUCCCCCUCGUCCUGGGGAACAUGGUCUGUGCCACCAAUUAUGGAGAAAACUUGUGCUCUGGGGAUUCUGGGGGUCCGUUGGCUUGCGAAGUCGAGGGCAAAUGGAUUCUGGCUGGGGUGUUGUCCUGGGAAAAGGCUUGUGCCAAAGCGCAGAAUCCUGGCGUGUACACCCGUGUCACCAAAUACAGCAAAUGGAUCAAGCAGCAAAUAAGUAAUGGGGCUCUCUCAGGCCCCCAAACCUCUGCCUGGCUUCUACUCCUGUUCUGGCUGCUGCAGCCCCAGAUGGGCCCUUGAUCUCUCUUCUCUCUUCUCCCUGCUUUGCCUGUGCUUUAUGGGUCCAGGUCAAAGUUAGACCCAGUUCCUGUGUCGGUAUUCAACAAGAGUCAAGGUGGGGAGAGUGGCCCCCGGGAGGAUGGGGCCCUGCUUUGGCCUCCCCAUGGGGAGGGAUGCGGUGGAUGACUAGGCCUUGGGUGACCAGGAAAAGGGACGUGUGGCCUGGAAGAGCUCUGGAAUUGGGGGCCAGGAUAGCCGGGAUUAAAUUUGUGCAAAUGUGA
Messenger RNA from Neofelis nebulosa (Clouded leopard), 3259 nucleotides. RefSeq lists its product as uncharacterized. The record is from RefSeq and is a predicted model, not a curated record. Gene Ontology annotation, molecular function: serine-type endopeptidase activity. The transcript is spliced from 12 exons. Gene Ontology annotation, biological process: proteolysis. Lineage: Eukaryota; Metazoa; Chordata; Mammalia; Carnivora; Felidae. Bases 246 to 2999 code for a protein of 917 amino acids.